UGUAGUACAGUGGUGCAGUCUUGGAGUCUUGGCGCAGUUUGCACUUGCAUUUGAAACCAGCAAGUUUCAAAUAAGCGUCUUGACAUUUGGUUAGAUGAAAAUAAGCAUGUCAGCACACCACUGUUGGGCUGUAAACUGUAAGAAUUCAGUGGAUAAAAAUCCAAGUUUGCAGUUCUUUAACUUCCCAACGGAUCGAACGCUGUCAAGGCAGUGGUGCAUAAACUGCGGUCGCGGUCACCUGUCUGGAUGCGAUCGUCGAGCACUGCUUCGGCGUGGAGCUGUCCUAUGCGAAAAACACUUUAAGCGAUCCCAGUUCAUGACGCCUAGACAAAGAAAUGAAGUGAACACGCCGAAGCAGCUUCUUUGGAAUGCCAUUCCAACACUGUUUCCGCUGCCGCUGAGGUCUGAGGAGAACGUAUCGGAGGCCGCUGAGUCGUGUGCCGCGCUUCGGAAACUGAUCAACCCACCCUCCCAGGAAACUGAAAGUCCAGUAAAUCCAGGAGCAAGAGUAAACGUGGAGGACUAUGAAAUGGCUGCUCUGCCUACAUUUGGGAGAGAAAGGCUGCUGGGCAUUGCCAAGAAGCAGUGGCAUGAGAUUAAGCGCCUCCGAGUGAACGUGCGCAAUUUAGAACGAGGUCUGGCCUCAAACCUUGUCCUGGAUGAGACCUAUCUGCUCGACUUGCUUCAGCGCAACCUUGAUGGCUCCCUACUCGAUCGUGUGGUUGACAUAAUUGUUGGAGAUGUUGACGAUGACCAUUGUGCUAUGGCUGUAGACACAUGAGAUGUACAGUUUCUGAUGGUUUAUUCUUAAAGGGGCCCUGAACCACUUUUUAUUGAAGUGGAGAAAUACAUUUGAAGGUAAAAUAGGCUAUUUCAGAAAUACCUUGCCUCAAAAAGUACUUCAAUGCAUUCAGCAGAAGUGCAGUUAGUGGCAAUCAAACACCCCCUUCGCGGUGUUUCCGCUCCUUCUUCAAUGCCUUGCUCUGCGAAGGCUGCGGCGGAAUGGGGCGUGCCCACAACGCUCCGCCUACUGAACAUCAUGGUGCGCAGUUUAAAUUUGAUUUUGGAUGUUCACGUAGACGCCACUACUUCCAAUUUUGGCGCAUCAUCAUCAGCUUAUAUAUUUAUGUCCACUGCAGGACGAAGGCCUCCCCCUGCGAUCUCCAAUUACCCCUGUCUUGCGUUAGCUGAUUCCAACUUGUGCCUGCCAAUUUCUUAACUUCAUCACCCCACCUAGUUUUCUGCCGUCCUCGAAUGCGCUUCCCUUCUCUUGGUAUCCAUUCUGUAACCCUAAUGGUCCACCGGUUAUCCAUCCUACGCAUUACAUGGCCUGCCCAGCUCCAUUUCUUCCGCUUAAUGGAACUAGAAUAUCGGCUAUCCCCGUUUGUUCUCUGAUCCACACCGCUCUCUUCCUGUCUCUUAACGUUAGUCCUAAGAUUUUUCGUUCCAUCGCUCUUUGUGCGGUCCUUAACUUGUCCUUGAGCUUCUUUGUUAAUCUCCAAGUUUCUGCCCCAUAUGUUAGCACCGGUAGAAUGCAGUGAUUGCACACUUUUCUUUUCAACGACAGUGGUUAGCUCCCAGUCAAGAUUUGGCAAUGCCUGCCGUAUGCACUCCAACCAAAUUUUAUUCCUCUGUAAAUUUCCUUCUUAUGAUCAGGGUCCCCUGUGAGUAAUUGACCUAGAUAUACAUACUCCAUUACAGACUCUAGAGGCUGAUUGGCAAUACUGGCACAUACGACGCGCCAAACGUAAGCCAACGGUUGUCCUCAGUGAGCCGCAGUGCACUCAGCUAGCGGAAUCGUCGCGGCACCCCGCGGCGGCAGCGGUAUCUGCGCGACAUAGCAGACCGCAGCUACAUGCAACUGUAGUGCGUAUACGGAGUGUUUACUUUGUGCACGACAGGGCUUGAGUGUCCACUGGCACUCAUAUGCUCCAGUCUGGCCGUGCUACGUGGUGCAGACUGGCUUUUCCUGCACCAGCUUGACCGACAAAUAAUAGCCACGUACAACUUGCACAUUUUGAAGCGCUAUGAAUUGCUCAGUAUGAAGCGAAGUUUGCCAAGGCAUCUAGCUGCCAUUAGUUAGCGCAUGCUGGCAAGCGUGCAUCUGGUUUGACCUUAAGUUUCGCGUGGUUCAAGGCUAGUUGAGUAUUCAAAACUAGUCGAAAUUAGGGAGACUCGGCGGUUAUGACACCGAUAAACAGGCGAUAAGCAGGAUGGGCAAAGUUUAAUUCCUACGUCGGUGGCUGUGGCCGAGCGUGAGCAGACGAUAGUCGGCUUCUUCCGGAAGUAUGUAAUUAUCGAAAUUUGAAAGCAGAUUUUCGCUGACUUCAGCCUGUUAAUAAACUUCGUCAAUGAAUAUGCACAGUAACAGUGGGAAGAAGCGCACUGAUCCAAAUACCCUUCUUGAUUGAUGUCAGCAGCUAUUGGCCAAUGGCAGCCGCAUAUGGGAAUCUGCUAUAUUACGAAAUAAAGCGUCCAUAAAAGAGUGAGGAGCAGGCUUCUGUUGAAAAGAGAUCGUUUCAGAGAAAAGUGACUGUGUUUCGCUUGUGAGUUCCACACGCCGCGCACGACUGCAAAACUUGGGUGAGAUGUUGACAGCAGCGUAUGCUAUCUGCAGACUAUGUUUUUUCACCAAGUCCGAAGGGUGGUUCAGGACUCCUAUAAUAAACUUGUAUUUGGCAAGACUUGAAGGCAGAAUUUAUCCUUGUCAUUUUGAGAUUGUGUGCCCUGCCAUCCACAGCUGCUGUUAUAAUGCAUUCUGCUUUUCCAAUGACCAUUUGAUGUAAAAUUGCACUGUACCAGUUGUACAGUUUGAGAGAUAGCUUUCCUUCUGCCCUAAUCUAAUCAUUUGAAUUUCUGCGAUUAUCUGUGAAAUUGCAAUAAAGCUUGGUUUUAAGUGCA
Molecule: messenger RNA, 2901 nt
Organism: Dermacentor silvarum
Lineage: Eukaryota; Metazoa; Arthropoda; Arachnida; Ixodida; Ixodidae
Exons: 4
Coding region: 95-781 (228 amino acids)
Molecular function (GO): sequence-specific DNA binding
Source: RefSeq, a predicted model, not a curated record